Molecule: messenger RNA, 2966 nt
Organism: Westerdykella ornata
Lineage: Eukaryota; Fungi; Ascomycota; Dothideomycetes; Pleosporales; Sporormiaceae
Exons: 3
Coding region: 97-2877 (926 amino acids)
Biological process (GO): regulation of Rab protein signal transduction
Cellular component (GO): cytoplasmic vesicle
Source: RefSeq, a predicted model, not a curated record
CGUAGCGCGCGUUUCAAUUGCCUCGUAGCUCUACGAUUCCCGUCCUCCGCAUAGCCGCCUCCAUCGCAAACGCACCAUCGACUUCACUUCUCGAGAAUGGCUCCGUCCCUCAGCCUCCGCCCUCGUACUAGCGAUCGGCCCUCCACCAGCCAGGGCGACCAUAGCCUCAUCAUUCCCAGCCGGACCUCUUCCCUUCACUCGAGGAUCACGCAGCCGCUCCCUUCAACGCUGAACAUCAAGCAAGGCCAGAGGGGUCCCAAGACAUUGACCCACGCUUACAUGGUAUGCGGUGUGGGCAGGGAGCCUUCGCAAUGGGUCAAGGCACCGCCGCCGAGCCAGGGCAAGAUUGGCCAUAUGAAGGGUGCUGUCGGCGCCUUCUGGCUGCCGGAGAUUCUGGGAAGCAGCCCCAGGCUGGAGCAGGACAAUGAAAUUGCCCGGUCUCUGCACGCCGCCAUGCGGGCGUGUUUCCCUCACGAUGUCGAAAUCUGCACGGGCAGGACCCAACCGCAUUGUGUUCAUCAUUCUUUCGUUUUGCAGCAGGAUUCUUCCCAUACCCUGUACGGCAUUGCUCUGCGCGUCUGGUCGCGAGCCGACGAGAAGAGGGCCGAAACCAUUCGUGAGCUUCGCAAGCGCAUCGAGCCUGACUUCUUCGAUAACCCCGAGGAAACCUAUUGGAUCCCCUAUUGCUUAAGCUUCCUCUCGCGCUAUCCCCUCUACAACCUCCUAGGUGAUUACCUCCGAGGCAUGUGGAUUCACUGGAACAAGGCCACCAAUCUGUUCCACGCUGAGGAGGUAUCGAGGAUCCUGAGCUUCCCUGCCCCGCGUCUCAACGACCUGGUGCGAAUCGACAUGAAGGACUACGCAUUGUGCUACCAGUUCCCCUCUUCUCCAACAGGAUUCCAGAACUUCGCCAUGUGGCCCCUGUUUUCCUGUCUCUCGAUUCCCAACAUAGUCGGUGUCAUCGAAGCAGCCGUUUCUCCCACCCGGAGAAUCAUCUUCGUCAGCCACUAUCCAGCCAUGCUCACCAUCGCGGCUGAAACUGUGCGCUUCUGCGUCCGUGUGUACGAGUGGAGCGGACUGUAUGUUCCCGUGGUUCAUGCACGCCACGUCAAGGAUCUUGUCGAGGAACCGGGCCCUUAUAUCCUUGGUGUAACCUCCGAGUGCAAGUCGCUCUUCACGGCUCCCACGGACGCUCUCGUCGUCGACCUGGACCGCAACUUCGUUCUGACAUCCAGCCCGCCGAGUGUUCUUACCGCUGGCCAGAGGACGAAAAUGAUCACCCGUCUUACUCAGGCGCUGAAUAGUGAGGUGGCGCCUACAGGCGUUCCACAACAUCUGCGAUCAGCCUACGGAGGCGGCAAACUGAUACCAGCUGGUCAAAUCAUUGUGAUGCGUGGUGAGGUGGAGAGCAUCCAAGAUCCCGACUGGUGGAACCAGGAUGCAGUCAUGGCCGUCAUGGACCACGUGUGCGAGAAAUUGGGUCGUAAUACGGGAAUGAAGGCAGUGUUCGGCGGUUCUGUCAAGAAGCCCCUGAUGACCAAGGUCUCGAUGCGUCACCUGAAUGAGAUUGUCAGGGAACGCAACCAGUACUCGCGUGACGCCAUGGAAGCCUGGCAGGACUUCAUCAAUCUCAAGGGUCGCAUGGACACGGAAUUGUCCAAGGUCACCAAGAGGAACAACUUCCUGGUCGAGGAGCUGGAGAGCUGGAAGCAGCAGUUCCUCAAGUUCCAGGCCUUCGCCGAACAGCUCACCAAGGAGACCCAAGAGCUCAAGGUCAAGAUUGAGAACCAUAAGAGGGAGAAUCGUCGUCUUACUAGCCUCAUUGACCAGCAGAAGGACGAUGCCGCUCGUCUUACCGUCCGCCUCUCCGGCACAGAGAAGCAGCGUGAUGAUGCAUUGGAGGCACUCGUUCUCCAGCAAGAGAUUGCGGAAGAAUUGGAACGCGAGAGGAAGAGGAACAAGAAGGAGAUCGCUGCCCUUCAACACACUCAGCAAGGGCUCAUCCGCCAGCGUGAUGAGGCGCAACGUGUCGUUCUGCACCUUCGCGCUUUGAUCGAAGGCCAAACUCACCACAUGGAGCACAUCGUGAAAUCGCUCAAUAGCCCGGACUUCGCCAACUUCAUCGAGGAGGAAUUCCAAGAUGUGCCCGAAGAGGACGAAGAUCAUGUGGAGGAGAGCAUCGCUGCAGGGAAGGCAAAGUCCCAAGCCGGCACCAUCCGUGGUGCUGAUGGUCUUGUCGAGCGGAACGAGUCGAGAGCCAGCACGGUGGACGGGAAGCACCUGGACGGUGAGGAUGUCACUCCAGACAUGGAAAGCCGCCUGCUGCACAGCCCAGUUGGCCGCAAUUCGAAGCGGUACUCGAAUCUGUCCCUGGUCGACGUUGCCGAUCGCCACCUGCGCGACAAGACUGAUGCGAUCGCGUACAUCAUCCGAAACAUCUCGGAGCAAUGCGCCGCAGCUGUGGAAGGCCUUCAGCUGGCCCAGCAAGCGGACACAGAGGACGGCGAUAACGAAAGUGAGCGCAGAGCCAGCGUCGCUCUCUCUUCCACUGCCGACGGGCGUCCUGUCUCCACUCAAAGUAGCGACUAUGGCGAAGAUGACAUGAGUCUACGACCUGGGCGCCACUCGAGCAUUCCUCCUACUCCAGACCUCACCCAUCGGUCCAGCACGUCCAUGUCCAUGGCCAGUGCGUCCACAACGCCAGACCGGUAUAGCCUUCAGCAUCGGGCACAUGACGACGGCUCCGGAGUUCCCACUCGCAUUGUUGAGCAUGAUGAUGAAGAUCUGGCUGCAGAGAUGCACUCUGAUAUGGUCCCCGUGUCCAAAUACGCCCAGCCAUUGUCGCAACCUACUCAACAGACGCGCGCAGUGCAGUAGUGGUGCCAUGAUCCCCUUGCGCUGUCGGUUGUUGCCAUUGUUGUACUUGGACAUUCCUUUCUUCGCCUCUGAUAUGUCUUACUGAAUCG